Encephalitozoon romaleae SJ-2008 is the source of this 534-nucleotide messenger RNA. RefSeq names its product eukaryotic translation initiation factor 4E. The coding region runs from base 1 to 534 and encodes 177 amino acids. Gene Ontology annotation, biological process: translational initiation. Lineage: Eukaryota; Fungi; Microsporidia; Unikaryonidae. The transcript has a single exon. Gene Ontology annotation, cellular component: eukaryotic translation initiation factor 4F complex. The record is from RefSeq and is a predicted model, not a curated record. Gene Ontology annotation, molecular function: translation initiation factor activity; RNA 7-methylguanosine cap binding.
AUGAAUAAGCUCCCUUCGAGGUUCCAUGUUACCCUAAAGGUUCUUGAGGGCUCUGAGAAUGGAGUCUCCAAAGAUACUUAUGAGAAGGACUUGAAAAGUAUAUGUACUCUGGAGUCCCAGGAGCAUUUGGCCUAUCUCCUGCAUCAUUUGAAGGAGUUUGAUAAGAUAGACAAGCAAUUUUACAUAAAUGUAUUUAAGGAGGGCAUCAGCCCUGUGUGGGAAGACAAGAAUAACAUGAAUGGAUGUGAUUGGAGCCUUAUGCUUAAAAAAGAAGUGUGCCAGAGAUACUUUGAAAGGCUUCUCAUAAGCUUAUGCUCUGGAUACUUCAAGACUUUUGAGCCCACGGGGAUAGUGGGAAUACACAAGGACAACAGAUUCAAGCUUAGCAUAUGGUCAAGGGGGCUUCCGCCAACAACAGAUUGUGGAGAAAUAAUCAGCGAGCUGAAGGCUGCAUUGCAGAUAGACUUUGUUAUCACAUUUCACUAUAAGAACCAUUCGAAGAUACUGGCAUACCACAAAUCCCUUGAGGUGUAG